Molecule: messenger RNA, 1994 nt
Organism: Monomorium pharaonis (pharaoh ant)
Lineage: Eukaryota; Metazoa; Arthropoda; Insecta; Hymenoptera; Formicidae
Gene: Bcs1
Product: mitochondrial chaperone BCS1
Exons: 8
Coding region: 168-1445 (425 amino acids)
Biological process (GO): mitochondrial respiratory chain complex III assembly; protein insertion into mitochondrial inner membrane from matrix
Cellular component (GO): mitochondrial inner membrane
Molecular function (GO): ATP hydrolysis activity; ATP binding
Source: RefSeq, a predicted model, not a curated record
UGUUUCUUUAAACGUACAAUUUAUGCGAAUCGAGAAAAAAAAUAUAAAUAUACCUGUCAAAAAGUAGUAAUGCCAGAACAAAAUUAAUUACCUGAAGACCGUUUUUGCGCUGAAACUGUGAUCUGACGUAGAAGCAUAAAGUUACUGUCUGUGCAAAUUGUUGCAUCAUGACACUUUUUGAAUACGUGCAAGCUUUAUCCGACAAUCCUUACUUUGGCGCUGGUUUUGGUCUGUUCGGCCUCGGAGCAGGAGCUGCCCUGUUGAGGAAAGGCACCCAGUUUGGAGCUGUAUUGUUCAAGCGACAUUAUAUGAUUACUCUAGAGGUGCCAUGCCGUGAUAAGAGUUAUCAGUGGUUGCUGCAAUGGAUCACACAUAAGGGUGCACGAAAGACCCAGCAUCUUUCUGUGGAGACCAGCUUUGAACAGAAGGAGACUGGUCAUGUAAAGACCAAAUACGACUUUAUUCCCAGCAUAGGAACUCAUUUUUUUAGAUACAAGGGAAAUUGGAUAAAGGUAGAAAGAACUAGGGAACAACAGACUUUAGAUUUACAUAUGGGUGUACCUUGGGAAACCGUGCAGUUGACGGCGUUUGGCAAAGACAGGAGCAUAUACUUCAAUAUUCUCGAAGAAGCCAGACAAAUGGCUUUGAAGGAACAUGAGGGCAAGACUAUAAUGUACGUUGCUAUGGGGAGCGAAUGGCGACAGUUCGGGCACGCUAGAAAGAAGAGACCACUGGAAUCUGUGGUCCUUGACACUGGUAUUUCCGAGAGGAUAAUAAAUGACUGUCAGGAAUUCAUCAAUAACCCAUCGUGGUACAGUGAAAGAGGAAUACCAUAUCGCAGAGGAUACUUGUUACAUGGGCCACCAGGAUGCGGUAAAUCUUCAUACAUUACCGCGCUGGCUGGGGAAUUGGAACGCGGUAUUUGCGUUUUGAAUUUAUCCGAGAGAGGUCUGACGGAUGACAGAUUGAAUCACCUGUUGGCAGUAGCACCGCAGCAGACUAUCAUUCUACUUGAGGAUAUCGACGCCGCUUUUACCAGUAGAGAAGAUUCUAAAGAAAUUAAAGCAGCGUACGACGGCCUCAACAGAGUAACGUUCAGUGGUUUGUUAAAUUGCCUGGAUGGUGUAGCUUCUACAGAAGCCAGGAUAUUAUUUAUGACGACCAAUUAUUUGGACAGAUUAGAUCCCGCACUCGUUAGACCGGGCAGAGUUGAUGUUAAAGAAUAUAUCGGAUGGUGCAGUGUGAAACAGAUUGAACAAAUGUUUCUGAGAUUUUAUAAAGAACCGGGCAAGGAUCCUGGUGCACUUGCAAAGGAAUUUGCGAACAGUGUUGUAUCCUUCAAGAAAAAUGUCAGUCCGGCGCAGAUUCAGGGAUACUUCAUGUUUCAUAAAAAUAAUCCUAACGCAGUUGUAAAUAACGUCGCGCAAAUCUGGGAGCUCACGUGAUAAAAAGUAAAACUAGCUUUAAUUCGAAGUAAAAUAUAAGUAAAGAACAUACGGUCGGUCUCGUGCUGCGCUUUCACUUGGCGCGAGCCACUACCGUCUUAAUUAAUAUAUUCGACGUGUCUUCUUUCUGUAAAAAAAUACAUUGUUAUUCUCAAAGAAAAGAUUAUAGCCUGUGGCAUGGAGAAUGAGUCUAAUAAUUUUUAUUUUCCUUUAUAAAACAAAUACAAAACGAGAUGAAUGUAGUUGAAAAUAUUUCUAUUGUGUGAUGUAUGUAACAACAUGUGACGUUGUAUUGUUGAUGUAAUGUCACGUAAAAUACAACAGAAUACAUUCUCACUUGUAACGAUAUGAGUAUGUAAUACUUUACCAUUCGAUAUUGAUGCAUGAGUGAAAAUGAACAUUUAAAACAUCAGAUGAAAAUUUAUCUACAAUACUCUCGUACUUUUCGUAUAACUAUUUUGUAUUUGUACCACCGGCAAUUGUAUGCGGACGAACUAUGAAUACUGCUUCGUGAAAAGAAAAAUUUGGAAUAAAAAAUUUUGUGUACAC